Messenger RNA from Leptinotarsa decemlineata (Colorado potato beetle), 1959 nucleotides. RefSeq names its product karyopherin subunit alpha (gene Pen). Gene Ontology annotation, biological process: protein import into nucleus. Gene Ontology annotation, cellular component: cytoplasm. Gene Ontology annotation, molecular function: protein binding; nuclear import signal receptor activity. NCBI's taxonomy places the organism in Eukaryota, Metazoa, Arthropoda, Insecta, Coleoptera, Chrysomelidae. The record is from RefSeq and is a predicted model, not a curated record.
AUUUUAAAGUUGUCAUAUAUCAUAUAUUUAUACCAAGGAGGGUAACCGAUUUUUCAUUUCCGUCAAAUUCUUGGUUUUGGGCUUAGUGAAUAGCUAGUUUGGAAACGAUUUAUCAUAUUUUAUAUUUCAUUUCAAGUUUCAAAUUCAACUUAUAAUUCACAAUGGCAGACGAAAACAGAAUCAGAAGUUUCAAAAACAAAGGAAAGGACACUGAGGAAAUGAGGAGGAGACGUAUCGGACAAAGUGUAGAGCUACGAAAAGCUCGAAAAGAGGACCAGCUGCUCAAACGUAGGAACAUAUCAACUGCAGAAGAACCAACUUCUCCGCUUCAAGAGAGCAACUCCACCUCACCUGUUACCAUGAGUACUGAGGAAAUCAUGUAUGGAAUGAUGAAUGGAGAUGAGACUGUUCAGUUCCGGGCAACUCUUGCUUGUAGAAAGAUUUUGAGUAGAGAACGAAACCCUCCAAUCGAUCAUAUGAUUAGGUUAGGAGUUGUUCCAAAAUGUGUCGAAUUUUUGGGAAAAACUCACAAUCCACCUCUUCAAUUCGAAGCCUGCUGGGCCCUAACUAAUAUUGCUUCCGGUACAUCGGAACAAACUGCUGCUGUGGUCCAGGAAGGAGCUGUGCCCAAACUUCAGUUGCUUCUUGCUUCUCCCAGAAAUGAUGUUGCAGAACAAGCGGUUUGGGCCUUGGGAAAUAUUGCAGGUGACGGUCCAGCCACCAGAGAUUUGGUAUUGAAUUGCGGAGUGUUGCCUGAUUUACUAAAUUUAAUCAAGCCCAACACAUCUUUGUCCUUGCUCAGAAAUACUGUUUGGGCCAUAUCAAAUUUAUGUAGAAACAAGAAUCCGUCGCCAGACUUCAAUCUUGUCAAGCCUGCUCUUGCAGUAUUAGCUCAACUCCUAUACAGUGCAGACAGCGACGUUCAGGCCGACACAUGCUGGGCUUUGAGCUACCUCACAGACGGUCCCAACGAAAAAAUCCAAGCUGUUCUCGACACUGGUCUAGUGCACAGGCUAGUCGAAUUGUUGAACAGUUCGGAAAGCUCCGUACUGACCCCUGCAUUGAGGGCUGUUGGUAAUAUUGUUACUGGAAGUGACCAGCAGACCGACUUGGUCAUUCAGGCGGGAGCCUUGAACUACAUGGGUGGUUUGUUGAAGCAUACUAGGUUGAACAUUGUGAAGGAGGCAGCAUGGACCGUUUCAAAUAUUACUGCUGGAAACAGCGAACAAAUCCAAAAAGUCCUUGAUGCAGGCAUCAUGGCCCCUCUUCUGCAUGUUCUUCAAACUGGCGAUUUCAAGAGCCAAAAAGAGGCUGCAUGGGCCGUUACAAACUACACUAGUGGCGGAACUAUAGCUCAGCUAGCCAAACUAGUAGAAAUGGGAGCUCUCAAACCGAUGUGCAACCUUUUGAAUUCCAAAGAUUAUAAGACUGUCGCUGUUGUACUGGAUGGACUUACCAAUAUAUUGAAUGCUGCCAAUAAAAUGGGAGAAGUGGAGAAGGUGGCCAUCAUGAUUGAGGAAUGCGGAGGACUGGAUGGAAUUGAAUCUCUGCAAACUCAUGACAAUGAAAAAAUUUAUGAAAAGGCUCUCAACAUCAUCGAAAAUUUCUUCUCUGACGCUGGAAUGGAUGACAACAUGCCUACUCCUUCAUCAGCAGAUGGACAGAUCCAGUUUGCAGCUCCAACGCAAGUGCCUAACGGAGGAUUUUCAUUUUAAAUUGAUUUUUCUUUCUUUGUGUCAUUCUGGCAUUCCAGCAUAUAAUAACCCUGAUUAGUGAGAACAGAAUAUCAAUCUAGUUUUUAAAUAUUUUCUACUUUUAUAUUUAUCAAAGUUCGUAUUGUAUUUAGCCAUAAUUUGUAACUUGAGUUGUAGAGUAGCAGCUUCGAUUUGUAUCAUUAGUUUUGUUGUUUUUUCCAAUUAUUACUAUUUGUGUAUAUUCUCUGAAUCACGUCUCAAAUUU